AUGGGCAUCAAGGGCCUCGCCCGCCAGUUCUCUCAAGCCUUGACAGGAACUCACAUUGACGCCAUUUAUCACACAGCAAUCGUCUUCAAUAAUGUCGAGUAUUUCUUCGGCCAGGGCGUGCACCGGAAAAUUCCUGGCUCAACCCACCAUGGACGACCGAUGAAGAUCGUGAGUCUGGGUCAGACCCAACUGCCCCUGGAUGUCAUCGACGAGUACAUCGAGUCGCUGGAAUCAAUCUACACGCCUGAGUCGUAUGACUUGUUCUUGCACAAUUGUAACAACUUCACCCAAGACCUGGCCAUGUUUCUGGUCGGCAAGAGUAUUCCUGAUGAGAUUCGAAGCCUGCCACAGACCUUUUUGAAUACACCGAUUGGACAGAUGUUGAGAAGCCAAAUUGAUGAGUCGAUGAGAACCAUGACCCAGGCACCCGAUGCUGUCGCAGGUCAAAAUGUUGGCCGCAAUCAUUCGGCUGCGCAGCAAGCUUCGAAGACUGAUCGCAACGGUGUUUUGGCAUCUGCGUUACCCAAUGGAUCCUAUCAUAGACCCACGGCGCCCACUAUUAUCAAUGCACAACCGCCCGCAGACAGCCCGGGCAAGGUUCACAAUAUCACCACACUCUCUGAGUUGGAUUCCCUGCUCUCCUCGGCUUCACACUCCUGCGCCGUACUGUUCUUCACCUCAGCGACAUGCCCGCCUUGCAAGAUCGUCUAUCCUACCUAUGAUGACUUGGCUGCUGAAGCGGGCACGCGUUCCGGCGCAAAGUUAAUCAAGAUUGAUAUUUCGGCGUCGCCUUCUGCUCAUGCAGUCGCACAACGAUAUAGUAUUCGCGCGACACCGACAUUCAUAACAUUCCUCAGAGGGGAGAAACAGGACGAAUGGGCAGGUGCAAACCCGUCACAAUUAAGAGGCAAUGUCCAGUUGUUGCUGCAGAUGGCGAAGCCCCCACCACAUCAGCACUCGAAGUUGAGGUUGCCGACGUUUCAACGUGUUAUUGAAACACCGAUUCUCUACACAAAGGCGCCGCCUCUCGAUAAGCUGCUCGGGAAAUUGGGCAAAGCCUUCUCAGAUGAGAAAUCGGUGCAGAGCCUCGUGAGCUACAUCAAAACGCGAGACGCAAAGGGUAUGACGGAAGCUGCACUCCCGGAUCUACACUCCUUCAGCGAACACAUUGCCUUGAUGGUUCCAAGCCUCCCAAAGGAGUGCCUCUUUGCAGCCAUCGACCUUGUUCGCGUGACGGCGGUCGAUCCUCGCGCAGCAAGUUUCCUGGCUACGGAACCCGAACAUCGCACACUCUCGACUCUCUUCAGUACAGCCCAAAUCUCACAAGGCUAUUUCGCAAACGCGCCAUACAACGUUCAAUCUGUCACCCUCCAGCUUGCGUGUAACUUGUUCUCCUCAAAUGUCUUUCAGGAGCACGCCUUCAGCACUCAUUCCUCGGCAUCUCCUACCACCAGCGGCGAGCUGAAGCAGAAGAUAGAAGACCUUGCAGCACAGUGCCUGCUAUCGCCACAUCUGAAUUCGAGGUCUUUGGCUGCCGCAUUGGUAUAUAACCUUGCGAGCUGGACCCAUAACGAGCGGAUGCAUGCACACAACUCCCAACCUCUGUCCCCCGAGACAACCGUGGAAGAGGGGGGAGCAGUGAGCGACGACCUCGCAGCCGCUUUGUUGGAGAGCAUUUCGUCUUUGCCAACACUCACUCCUAUCCUAAAAACGACACCUUCGGGCGGCGGUAGUGUCAAAGACACGCUGCACGCCCUUCUCCUCGCUCUGGGCAUGCUCCUCUACUCCGCUCCAGCUGGAGAUAUGCUUUGGGACCUGUGUCGGGCGAUGGAGCUCAGGGAUGUUUUGAAGGAGCUGGGCAAGAGGGAUGAUUGCAAAGGAGAGAUCUUAUUGAAGGAUGUCGGGGAGGAACUAUUGGGCAAAGGUGGGUUUUGA
Fonsecaea nubica is the source of this 1935-nucleotide messenger RNA. RefSeq lists its product as hypothetical. The transcript has a single exon. NCBI's taxonomy places the organism in Eukaryota, Fungi, Ascomycota, Eurotiomycetes, Chaetothyriales, Herpotrichiellaceae. Gene Ontology annotation, biological process: protein modification by small protein removal. The coding region runs from base 1 to 1935 and encodes 644 amino acids. Gene Ontology annotation, molecular function: peptidase activity. The record is from RefSeq and is a predicted model, not a curated record.